This is a messenger RNA of Spirodela intermedia, 2186 nucleotides long. The record is from the annotation of a GenBank genome assembly. NCBI's taxonomy places the organism in Eukaryota, Viridiplantae, Streptophyta, Magnoliopsida, Alismatales, Araceae.
AUGCCUUCCGCAGGGAUUCCAUUCGGCCCCCUUCCAGACGUUCCUGGGUCGCCGCAUAGCACCCCCGAGUCCAUCGUCAUCUACCUCUCAUUCUCCUCAUGCUCUCCGGUGACUCCCAUGCGGGUCUUGGCAUCGGAAUCAAUUGCUUCUGUGAAGCUCAGGAUUCAGACUUGGAAGGGGUUCGUGGUGAAGAAGCAGAAGCUGAUCUUCGACGGCAGGGAGCUGGCCAGGAACAAUUGUCUCAUCGGGGACUACGGCGUCGGCAAUGGCCAUAUCCUCCAUCUCAUCCUUCGUCUGAACGACCUGCGUCUCAUCACCGUGAAGACGACCUUCGGCAGAGAGUACAAGUUCCAGGUCCAACAGAGCAGGAAUGUGGGGUACAUAAAGCAGCAGAUCGCCCAUAGGGAGAGGGCUCUCGACAAUCUUCACGAGCAGAAGCUCAUCUGCAAUGGCGAAGAACUAGAGGAUCAGCGCCUGAUUGAAGAUAUCGCCACCAACAAGGAUGCCGUGAUCCAUCUACUGAUCCACAGAUCUGCAAAAGUUAGGACAACGCCUGAUGAGGAAGGCUUUGAACUCUCAGUCGAGGCUUCCAGUGCGGAUGUGCAACCGCUGGGCGGGUCUUUUGUUCUCGAGCCGGUUACUAUGACGCCGAAGAUCGAACUCCCCUCUGCAAUCACCAACUUGAUUGGCACCACAGCGGCCGGCUUGGUGAAGGGCAACCCACCUGUGAGAUCUUCCGAGGGUUCAGGGGGAGCUUAUCUUAUGCAGGAUGCAUCAGGUCUAAGGUUCGCCGCCGUCUUCAAGCCUGCAGAUGAAGAACCGAUGGCAGCAAACAAUCCCCAGCAGCUUCCCAUGUCAAGAGAUGGUGUGGGCUUGAAGAAGGGGACCCGGGUUGGAGAGGGGGCUCUGCGGGAGGUUGCGGCUUACCUUCUCGACCAUCCAGUCAGUGGGCGCCGGGCUUUCACAGGCGUUGACUUUGGAUUCUCUGGUGUUCCACCAACUGUUCUUGUUCGCUGCUUGCAUGAAGGUUUUAAUCACCCAGAAGGAUACAAGCAGGCCCCUGAGAACAUGAAGAUCGGGUCCUUACAGAUGUUCGUGGAUAGUAUAGGCAACUGCGAGGAUAUGGGGCCUCGAGCAUUCCCAGUUGAAGAGGUUCAUAAGAUAUCUGUUCUGGACAUCAGAUUGGCUAAUGCAGAUCGGCACGGAGGAAACAUUCUAGUCUGUAGGAGGGAAGACGAAGCUCAAUUCCUACUGGUUCCAAUCGACCAUGGCUACUGCUUGCCAGAGAAUGUGAGUCAAUUCACGGCCUCCCGCACCCAAAAAUCAUUUUUCGUAGGCAAAGUGCCAUUUUGUGGUUCAUAUGGUGCAUAUUCUUUUCAUCCUUAUCUGAAUUUUUUCAAGGCCUAUUGGAGUUUGCAGGCUUCCCUUCUAGAACCCUACUUUAUUCCCUCGACACAAAAUAUUUAUAUUUUCCUUGAAAAAUUGCCAUCUUCUCCUUCAUGAGGCACCUAUUCUUUAAUGUCUGUGCAUAAAUCUUGGUCUCAUGUCUUUUCAUCAUUUGGAUCUACGUAUAGAAAUUCAUCCCUUCUCUGAAUAUGUCAAUCCUUCACAUGCUUUCGGAGACCGCAAAAUUGAAUGCUUGUACUGUCCUCCAGCUCAUGAGCUCUACACCGGAAUUUUCCAUUUUUACUAGCAAAAUUUCCAUUAAUGUCUCGCAAGAUGCGUAUUCUAUGAAGUUUAUGUAUGAAUCAUGGCCUCAUUUGCUGUCAGUCAACCUUCAACCUGAAUCUGUUUGACGUAUUAUGCAGUUUGAAGACUGCACAUUUGAAUGGCUGUACUGGCCUCAAGCCCAAGAACCCUACGACGUCAAAACCGCUGAGUACAUAAAGUCGCUGGAUGCAGAGGAAGAUAUUGCACUGUUGAGGUUCCAUGGCUGGGAGCUCUCCCUAGAAUGUGCUCGUACCCUUAGAAUCUCGACCAUGCUGUUGAAAAAGGGUGCUCAAAGGGGUCUGUCCCCCUUCACCAUAGGGAGCAUCAUGUGCAGAGAAACCUUGAGGAAGAGGUCGGUAAUCGAGGAGAUCAUCCACGAAGCAACCAGAAGUGUUCUCCCUGGGAGUACCGAGACUACCUUCAUGGAAUGCAUCUCCGAGAUCAUGGACCGUCGGCUAGAACUGCUUCCCAAAUAA